CGAAAGCCGACGGCGACGAAAAGAACAGUUCCUUUGACGCCAUAACCUCGAAAUCCUCGCUCUCGACUUCAACCCCCCCGCAUUUCCCACCCCUAGUCGCCUUCCGCACACACACAUCAUGUCCGACGUCCAGGAGCGCCUCAAGAAGCUUGGCCAGGCCGGCCGAAUUGGUGGAAAGGGAACUCCCCGAAGACCGGUCAAGCGUGCGCCUGCUCGAUCCAACAACGAUGACAAGAAGCUCCAGGCCAACCUGAAGAAGCUCAACACCCAGCCCAUCCAGGCCAUCGAGGAGGUCAACAUGUUCAAGUCUGACGGCAACGUCAUCCACUUUGCUGCUCCCAAGGUCCACGCCGCCGUCCAGUCCAACACCUUCGCCAUCUACGGCAACGGUGAGGACAAGGAGCUCACCGAGCUUGUCCCCGGUAUCCUUAACCAGCUCGGCCCCGACUCUCUGGCUUCCCUGCGCAAGCUCGCUGAGAGCUACCAGAACAUGCAGAAGGCCGAGAAGGGCGAGGAUGACGACGAGAUCCCCGACCUGGUCGAGGGCGAGAACUUCGAGAGCAAGGUCGAGUAAAGAUUCUUAAUUGAAUCUUGAAGAAAAAAAAAAACAAAGGCAUGUAUUUUGUAAUCGGAUGCAAAAGGAGCUGAAAGGAAAUUUCUUUGGCGGGGCAUGUCUGGGUUUUUUUUUUAGUUGUCGUUACGCUUCCGAGCUGCGGGACGACAAGAUUGGUUUUCACGAGCUGAGAGACUGCGUCGGGAUGGAGAGGAUAAUAAUGGACACUCUCUUCCCCCUUCGGCGGAAGUUCUGCAAGUUGCCAAUGAUGCUUUUCUUUUUACGAUUACGGGUACGCUUACACCCGCCGGUUUGUGCAUAUUCGAGAAUUUGCUUGGCGUGGGGGAAAGCAAUGCGGCAACGUCAAUUUGUGGCGAUGGACGCAGAAAGAUGAAGGAGGCGGGUUUGUACAAAGACGCGAAUUGGCUGGAAACAAAAGAAAAAAAAAAUUACCAAG
Messenger RNA from Trichoderma virens Gv29-8, 1010 nucleotides. RefSeq lists its product as uncharacterized. Gene Ontology annotation, cellular component: nascent polypeptide-associated complex; cytosol. Bases 119 to 574 code for a protein of 151 amino acids. The record is from RefSeq and is a predicted model, not a curated record. The transcript has 4 exons. Lineage: Eukaryota; Fungi; Ascomycota; Sordariomycetes; Hypocreales; Hypocreaceae.